Messenger RNA from Rhodotorula toruloides NP11, 1137 nucleotides. RefSeq names its product Cystinosin/ERS1p repeat protein. NCBI's taxonomy places the organism in Eukaryota, Fungi, Basidiomycota, Microbotryomycetes, Sporidiobolales, Sporidiobolaceae. The record is from RefSeq and is a predicted model, not a curated record. Gene Ontology annotation, cellular component: fungal-type vacuole membrane. The transcript is spliced from 6 exons. The coding region runs from base 1 to 1137 and encodes 378 amino acids. Gene Ontology annotation, biological process: basic amino acid transmembrane export from vacuole.
AUGUCACGGCUACCACCACUCGGGCGAACAGUCGCCCUCGCCGCCCUCUCCUGCGCCCUCAUCGCAACAGCAGCGUCCGCUUCGCCGACCCUGUUCGCAGGCCCAGCAACCGCUCCUCUCGUCGCAGCGACAGCGGGACACGGUGCGAGCGCUGCUCUACCACCACCUGGGCCACCAGGAUCAGGAGACGGACCUGUGCGGGCGUUUGAUGGCUACCCUCGACUGGCAAACGCAGUGGGCUGGGCAUCGAUUGCGAGCUGGAUCCUAGUGUACACCGACCCCAUCGUGUUGUGCAUCCGCGAACAAAGCGGUGAAUCGCUGUCGCUGCUGUUCCUCGCCAUCUGGUUGACCGGCGACAUCACCAACUUCCUCGGUUCGAUCUGGCAAGGCCUGAUCCCGACCGUCAUCAUCCUCGCCCUCUACUACACCGUCUGUGACGUCAUCCUCAUCUUCCAAGUCUUCUACUACCGCCGCAAGCGAAGACUGCACCCGGAGCUGUACGAGCCACUCGCGACGUCGGACGGCCUGAACGGCAACGGCGUCGCCGCGCUUCCCACUCCCGCCUCGGAGCAGACUCCCCUCCUCUCCGCCUUCUCCGCACACGCACCAACCGAACCCGCGUUCCCGCCUGCAGUCCAGCGCGCGAGGGACUUGCUCUUCUAUGGAGCGGGAAUCGCUAUCAUCGUCUCGGCUGGUGUGAUUGCGUGGUUUGCGGGGAAGAACAAGAACAAGGAGGGACGGGUCGUCGAGGAGUGGGACACCUCGGCGCAGAUUGUCGGCUGGGUCAGCGCGUUCCUCUAUCUCGGCUCGCGUCUUCCCCAGCUCGCCCUCAAUCGCAAGACGAAAUGCGUCGGCCUCAGUAUCUUUAUGUUCCUCCUCGCCGUCGCGGGCAACAGCACCUACGUCGCCUCGAUCCUCCUGACCAGUAUGUCGCCGCAACACCUCCUCAUCAACGCUCCCUGGCUCGUCGGGAGCGGCGGAACCAUCUUCCUCGACUUUAUCGUCCUCGGCCAGUUUGCGUACUACGCCAAGGAGCGCCGGUUGGAGGCGGAGGCGGCGAAGAAUGGCGUGUUUGCGGCGGACGACGAUGCGCUUGCUCGGAGGGAGGUCUUUGAGGACGACGAGGAGGAGGCAUGA